This is a messenger RNA of Neoarthrinium moseri, 483 nucleotides long. RefSeq lists its product as uncharacterized. The coding region runs from base 1 to 483 and encodes 160 amino acids. NCBI's taxonomy places the organism in Eukaryota, Fungi, Ascomycota, Sordariomycetes, Amphisphaeriales, Apiosporaceae. Gene Ontology annotation, cellular component: mediator complex. The record is from RefSeq and is a predicted model, not a curated record. The transcript has a single exon. Gene Ontology annotation, biological process: regulation of transcription by RNA polymerase II. Gene Ontology annotation, molecular function: transcription coregulator activity.
AUGGCAGACCAAAAGCAGCAGCCACGGGCUCUUACCCUCCCCGAGGGCCUCUCCCCCGACCAGCUCGACGUGAUCACCGAGCUCUCCUCGCUCCUGUCCCGCCUGCGCGCCCCGACCGUGCUCCCGACCUCGCAACCGGGAUCGCAGCAAGCGCCUCGCUCCGGCACGACCCCGCUCCCAGCCGCGGCCCCGACGCCCGCCGCCGGGGGGCCAGGCCCGUCGUCCUCGGCGUCACAGGGUGGCAGCGGCGGCGGCGGCGAGCAGGAGAUCGCGCUGCGCGACUUCCCCGCCGCCACGGACCACCUGCGACACAAGCUGGCGGCGGCCAAGGCGGCCGUGCUCGCGCUGCCCGACAUGCACAAGACGACGGCGGACCAGGAGCGCGAGGUCGCUGAGCUCGAACGCCGCAUCGCCGCCCAGCGCGCCCAGAUCGCCAGCCUCGUUGCCACUGGCGAGCGCUUCGCCGAGCGCAUGAGGGAGUAG